This is a messenger RNA of Pseudoliparis swirei, 3548 nucleotides long. RefSeq names its product leucine rich repeat neuronal 1 (gene lrrn1). The transcript is spliced from 2 exons. Gene Ontology annotation, molecular function: protein binding. The coding region runs from base 446 to 2599 and encodes 717 amino acids. The record is from RefSeq and is a predicted model, not a curated record. NCBI's taxonomy places the organism in Eukaryota, Metazoa, Chordata, Actinopteri, Perciformes, Liparidae.
GCAGGCAGACAGCGGAGGAAUAUCUGGGCGAACACAACCAGGUCGGAGAUCUCCGCUCAGGACCCGCACCAUGCCUCUCUCCGAGGCGCCUUGUGACUGAUCGGAACCACCACAACCACCACCACCACCACCACUAGGAGAAGACAGGAAUAUGUGUUCUUACUCUGUUUGAGAACGCCGUGCACGCGGCACAAUAACCUCAGGCUCGUUGAUCACGUAUAUGUUCUGGAUAACACACACACACAAAAAAGACCCGUGCGCGCCUGGGAACGUCGGACCGGAAUGCAAACAAGAUUACUCUGGGGCUCCAGGUAAAAUUCUACCCUGCUUCAACCCCUGACUGGACUUCACUGGACUGAAAGACCUAAUCAGCAGAAAGUCUGGUUAAUGAAUGUAACGCAUUCUCUCCCAAAUUCAUCUGCCCUUCCUCCUGUUCUACCCCAGCAUGGCUAGACGGAGGUUAGACUGCUUGUUUCUGAGCCAGGUGUUUGCUAGCCUGAUGCUGGUAUCGAUAGGACUAUCCUCCAUCCAGAGCAAUGAGUGCCCCCAGCUAUGUGUGUGCGAGAUCCGGCCCUGGUUUACCCCCCAGUCCACCUACAGAGAGGCCAUCACUGUGGACUGCAAUGACCUUCGCUUAACACGUAUCCCGGGAAACCUCUCCAGUGACACUCAGGUUCUCCUCCUACAAAGCAACUACAUUGCCAGGACCAAUGAUGAGUUUGAGCAGCUGUUCAACCUGACUGAGCUGGACUUGUCCCAGAACAAUUUCAGUAUUAUUCGAGAUGUUGGUCUUUUCAAUAUGUCCCAGCUCACCACGCUUCAUCUGGAGGAGAACCAGAUCACGGAAAUGCCAGAUUACUGUUUGCAGGACCUCAGCAACCUGCAGGAGCUCUACAUCAAUCACAAUCAGAUCAACACAAUCUCUGCCAAUGCCUUGUUUGGGCUCCACAACCUGCUCAGGCUUCACCUCAACUCCAACAAAAUUAAGACCAUUAGCAGCCAGUGGUUUGAAUCCACGCCCAACCUAGAGAUCCUCAUGAUUGGGGAGAAUCCUGUUGUUGGAAUAAUGGACUUUAAUUUCAAGCCACUGGGCAAUCUCAGAAGUCUGGUUUUGGCUGGGAUGGAUUUGACAGACAUCCCUGGAAAUGCCUUUGUGGGACUUGACAAUCUUGAAAGCCUCUCUUUCUAUGACAAUAAGCUGGUCCGAGUCCCCCAGAGAGCCCUCCAGAAACUACCGAACCUCAAGUUCUUGGAUUUGAACAAAAACCCAGUGCACAAGAUUCAGGAAGGAGACUUCAAGAACAUGGUGAGAAUGAAGGAGUUGGGUAUAAACAACAUGGGAGAGCUGGUUUCUGUUGACCGGUUUGCGCUGGACAAUCUUCCUGAGCUCACAAAGCUGGAGGCAACAAACAAUCCCAAGUUGUCUUACAUCAGCCGUCAGGCCUUUCGGGAUGUCCCGGCCUUGGAGAGUCUAAUGCUAAACAACAACGCCCUGAAUGCCGUCUACGAGUCCACGGUGGACUCUCUCCCCAACUUGCGAGAGAUCAGUAUCCACAGCAAUCCUCUGCGCUGUGACUGCGUCAUUCAGUGGAUGAGCUCCAACAAAACCACCGUCCGUUUCAUGGAGCCUCUGUCCAUGUUUUGUGCCAUGCCAACAGAAGUAAGGGGUAUGCAUGUGCGGGAGGUGCUGCAGAAUAAAUUAUCAAACCAGUGUCUGCCCCUGAUUUCCCAUGAUACCUUCCCAAGCCACCUCAACCUUGACAUCGGCAUGACCUUGGACUUGGACUGCAGAGCCAUGUCCCAGCCUGAGCCUGAAAUCUACUGGGUGACACCAAUGGGGAACAAGGUAAUGAUGGACACCCUAUCUGACAGGUAUAGCCUCAGCAAUGAAGGGACAUUGAGAAUUUCUCAUAUUCAAGUUGAAGACUCUGGCAGAUACACCUGUGUGGCUCAAAAUUCAGAGGGAGCUGACACGAGAGUGACAGCUCUACGGGUGAACGGCACUCUGUUAGACAGCACUCAGCUCAUACAGAUCUACGUCAAACAAACACAAGCUCACUCUAUCCUUGUCUCCUGGAAAAUAAAUUCCAAUGUGAUGACCUCGAACCUCAAGUGGUCAUCUGCCACCAUGAAAAUAGACAACCCACAUAUUACUUACACUGCCAGGGUACCCGUCGAUGUCCACGAGUACAACCUUACGCAUUUACAGCCGGCAACCGAGUACGAGGUGUGCCUCACCGUCUCCAACAUCCACCAACAAGCGCAGAAGGCGUGCGCGAAUGUGACGACGAAGCAGGCGACCUUCGCCGUGGAAAUAUCCGACCAGGGGACCAACACUGCUCUGGCAGCGGUCAUGGGAACUAUGUUUGCCAUCAUCGGUCUGGCCUCUAUGGGAGUGUACAUUGCCAAGAGGUGGAAGAGGAAAAACUAUAACCAUUCCCUGAAGAAAUACAUGCAGAAGACCUCGUCAAUACCGCUAAACGAGUUGUACCCUCCUCUUAUCAACUUGUGGGAGGCGGACAGCGAGAAGGAGAAAGAGGUCUCAACCGAGACCAAAGCCAGUCAGGUGGACACCACACGCAGCUAUUACAUGUGGUGAGAGCUACGACCCAGUGGGAGAUACAGAGACAUGUUUCUUUCAGGAGAACAGAUAUACAUACUUGCUUCUUUGUGUAAUUGGACAAAGUCUUUUUUUCUUUCAUUGUUUCCCAUUUGUUUCCUUCGGUUCUCUGAGACUUGCUCUUUAAAAGCGACCGACGAACCGAGAUCUUCACGACUUUAGUUUAGCAUAUUGCCUUUUUACCUCUCGCUCAUUUUGACACACGAUAUGGCAGCUUUGUUGAGCUUCCUGGACUUAGUAGUCACUGUGCUUUAUUUUUAGUACGUGUUUUAAUGAACACAGCAUGAGCAUUGUCACGGAUUCAGCACACGCAAGCAACGGAAAAGCUGAAAUCCAACCUGUUUUUGACAGAACUGUUAGAUACUGCCUUUUUUCUUCUUUCUCUUGUGAAACAGUUUCACUGUUGACUGUUGUGCACUGAAAUAUAUAUAUAUAUAUAUAUAUAUUAAUUUGUCUAUCAACUCAAAUAUAAGCUGACAAAGUGUGUUUAGACUUGAUAUACUGUCUAUUGAAUAAUGUUUGCAAUUCCUCUGUAAUGUUCUAUCAGCGAUGACUUAAUUUACUUUUUGUACAUUAAAUAAUCAUAAUAACAUAAGUAUGUUUGAUUUAGACUUUAAGUUUGCAGAUCAGCUACUAUAAACCAGCAAUAGAAAUAUGAAUGUUAUGAACUAGGUCAAUAGAUGUAAGGCUUUUUCAAUUUCUUAAAUAUUUCUUUUCUUAUUUUGCUAGAAUAUGUCUACAAUCACUGCUUUUGUUGUGGUUUACACACACACACACACACACACAGACAUGUUGUUUAUUGGGGAGCAAGUUAAAUAAAAUCUUCUUUCCUCAUAUUUUCUAAACCAUGAUUUUAACACUAAGUGUCAUUUCUAUAAAGAAAGUGUAUUCUGUAUAUUCAAUAAAGCUUCUUUGGCGGAAACAGACA